AUGCUAGAGUCUGUGAUCAAGGAGUACAAUAUCAAGCCUAAAAGCAUCUAUAAUAUGGACAAGAAGAGAAUUCAACUUGGGGUUGCUGGGGGCAUUGCAGUUGUGGUCAACUGGGAUCAGAAAUCUAUUCAGACUAUUGCUAACAGAAAUCGUGAACUGGUGACAAUCAUUGAAUGCAUCAGCGCUGAUGGUGAGGCCAUGAAUCUGUUGAUAAGCUGGCUAUCAGACCUGCUCUGCACCACCUCUAGAAGCCCACUAAUUUUGUGCUUUCAGAGAUUACCCUUGUUCCUACUUGGUGCAUCUGGUCACAGUGGUCAGUGUUGUGUUCAGCAGGAUGUAAGGACUCAGUGUCUAGCUGGUAUCCUUGGUAUAGCGCCAGGACAAGGGAGGCACUGGGGUCACUGCUGUGGGACAGUUCUAUCAGUUGUGCCAGACUGA
Messenger RNA from Mycena citricolor, 438 nucleotides. The record is from the annotation of a GenBank genome assembly. Lineage: Eukaryota; Fungi; Basidiomycota; Agaricomycetes; Agaricales; Mycenaceae.